GACCGCCAUAAAGUUUCGGCUGCCAAACAAAUAGCAAGCAAUUUUUUUUAUUAGCUUUAAACAUAUUUGUUUUUAGCAUUAACAAAUGACGAGCACAUAGAUUUUCUAACGGCAUUAACAAUUAAAUAGGCUAUGGCUACAUGUGUGCUUUGCUUUGAACGCUGCAAGAACGGACAGUCCUAUAAGAUAUUUUCCGAAACAGGUUUGCGGCUGAAUAUUUGCAAAACAAUAAACAAACAUUUCUGGCUUGAAUUAAACAGUGUAACUGGGAGCAGUGAGGAGAUCUGCAAUCAAUGCUGGGAGUGUGUGAACACCUUCAAUGUUUUCUACCAACGCGUCUAUCAUGUGCAUCAAGAACGGCGUGAGUUCAAAGAUGUGCCCAUUGAGUUCUGCGUGGAAACUGUGGCGGCUUCCAAUCCUCUGGCACUUGCCACCGAAUUGGAUGCACUCGACGAAGCAUUUUUUGCCACGGAUAAUGUUAAAGUCGAGGUAAACGAGUUAGAACCAUUGCCCAAGCUCGAAAUUUUGGAAGAGCCAGCGCCCCAACCAACAAAAGGCACUAAACGAGCUACAGCCGCUGCCGCUGAAACGCCGGCAGCAGCCAAGCGACGCAUCAAACGCGAGAAGGUAACGCUUGCCAGCGACUCCGAUGGCGACAUUCCACUAGCCGAGUUCCUGGACAUCAAGCACAAUGGCAAAGCGGAGCAGAAAGAGACGCCAACCCAGGGCAGACAGUUGCGUCGUAGUGCUCGUCGUGGUCGCCCACCGAAAAAACCGAGAACACCGUCACCAGAAUCACCGCCACCAGCCACCGAAGCAUCUCUGAAAAAAGAAUUGCAUUCAGAUGAUGACCUAGAUGAUGACAUGGAUGACAGGGAUGAUGAUAGGGAGUUUGUGCCAGCUGAAGCUGUGCUGGGAACCGAUGAUAGCGAAAGUUCCAGUGAGAGUAGCGACGGCGGCGGCUCCGGCGACAGUUUACCGGACUUUGUGCCCGAGGAGCGUUACGCUGAGAUUCCCAAACGCGUUGUGGUCAAACCCAAGAAGUAUCGCAAACGUCCCAAGCCCUUGGUUCCGCCGGUGCGCAUGAGUCGGGAAGAGAUCGAGCGACGCAAGGAAGAACAAAACAAAUUCGAUGAGAUUAUAUGUGAUUUCUUCAAGAAAUUACAAUGUCACAUCUGCAACGAGUUAGUGCACAACUUUGGAGACAUGCGACGCCAUCAACGCAUGUCCCAUAACAUUGAAAGUGGAUUCAUCUCAUGCUGUGGCCGCAAGUUUCACAUGCGUCGCGGUUUAGCCGAGCACGUGUUAGUCCAUAAAAAUCCCGAUCACUUUACGUGUAAGCAGUGCAAUCGUGCAUUCCUGGACUCCAGAUCUCUAGAGGCGCACGAGCUGACGCACACGGAUCCCAAGGAGAAGGAGAAGCGCACCUAUACGUGCGACAAAUGUCCCAAGAUCUUUACCACAAAGGCGGCUGCGGAAUAUCAUAAUGCAUCCAAGCAUGUGGAUAAGUCGGACUUCAAAUACACCUGUCCUGAGUGCAACAAGAAGGUGCCCACGGAACGCAAGCUGAAGCAGCAUUUGCGUUACAUGCACGAUCCGGAGAAGGCCAUUAUCUGUGACAAGUGCGGUAAGACUUUGCGCUCCCGAGCGAAUCUCAAGAAGCACAAUGAGCUCGAGCAUUCCGACAAGCCUCGUCCCAAACCGGAGCCAGUGCAAUGUGAGAUUUGCGGCACUUGGUUGCGUCAUGUUUCCGGUCUUAAGCAGCACAUGAGCACGGUACACGAACCGCCUGGAAACCAUCGUUGUCACAUUUGCGACAAGACAUCAGUUAAUGCCCGCGCACUGAAACGGCACAUUUACCACAACCAUCAAUGCGAGCGCAAAUUCCGCUGCACGAUGUGCGAGAAAGCAUUCAAGAGGCCACAGGAUUUACGAGAACACACAUCCACGCACACGGGCGAGGUUCUUUACACUUGUCCGAACUGUCCGCAGACAUUCUUCUCGAAUGCAAACAUGUACAAGCAUCGCCAACGUUUGCAUCGCGCCGAAUGGGAGGCGGAUCGCAAGAAACCGCUGCCACCUAACAUUAUGCAACAAUCAAGUAACAAGAAACGCCCGUCAACUACAAAUGCUACACCCGGCGCAUUAUUUGCUCAAGUCGUUGAGGCUGCGGCGAGUUCCAACAAGCAGUAGCAUCUGUGGAGUUAGUAUUAAAUAUUUAUGGUAGCAUAGGAUAAAA
Messenger RNA from Drosophila albomicans, 2239 nucleotides. Its product is annotated as transcription factor grauzone. Lineage: Eukaryota; Metazoa; Arthropoda; Insecta; Diptera; Drosophilidae. The record is from RefSeq and is a predicted model, not a curated record. The transcript is spliced from 4 exons. Gene Ontology annotation, molecular function: zinc ion binding. The coding region runs from base 133 to 2193 and encodes 686 amino acids. Gene Ontology annotation, cellular component: nucleus.